AUGUCCACCGAUGAGGUGGGUUGGCUUUUUGUCCAGCAAUACUAUACUAUCCUGUACAAAGACCCGGCCAGUCUAUAUAAAUUUUACAGAUCAGACUCGCAAGCUAUUCAUGGCGCUGGGGGCGAGUCUGUGAAGCCCAUUCUAGGCCAGCAGGGCAUGCGCGAGUUUGUGGACCAGGCUGCGCUUAGGAACUGCAAAGUGCGGGUGACCAGCGUUGAUUCGGUGCUUGGCAUUGAGUCUAGUAUUGUCUUGCAGGUUCUUGGCGAAAUCUCGAAUGACAACGAGCCUCAUAGCAAGUUUGCUCAGACGUUUGUACUGGCCAACGCAGACAAAGGGUACUAUGUGGCCAGCGAUAUCCUAAAAGUCAUUCCGGCCGAUACCGAGGAGACGCCUGGGGUGACAGAGAGUACAGCAGUGAAGGAGGUCAAAGAGAGUAAAGAGACCAAGGAGGCUCAAGAGAGCCAAGAGAUUGAGGAGGCUAUGGCUGAGGAGGUUAAGGAGGCUCAAGAAGCUAAAGAGGCCAAGGAAACUAAAGCCAAAGAAGCUAAGGAAGCUAAAGCCGCCAACGAAUCUAAAGCAGUCAAAGAACCCAAAGCCGCCAAAGAGCCUAAAGCCGCCAAAGAGACCAAGGAAUCUAAAGAGAGCACUGCCGAGACCAAGUCCAAGCCCACCCCCCAAACCUCACCGAAGCCUCGCGAGAAUUCCACGACUGAACACAAAAUAUCCCGAGACCGCUCUUGGGCAGCUGCUGCACGUACCUUUGUUCCACUCGGUGUGGCUACUCCUCAACCUCAAUAUAUCCCUAUGCCGAUGAUGCCUGUUCCGAUGCCCAUGGGUGAUCUCCGGCAAAUGCACAUGAUGAGCCCCAACCUACCCGUCCAGUACGACUUCUCAAGCCCCUCUGAACAAAUGAACCGAUACGGACCUGGGCAAUACAAAGAGCAUUCGCAUUAA
Wickerhamiella sorbophila is the source of this 954-nucleotide messenger RNA. RefSeq names its product Putative G3BP-like protein. Gene Ontology annotation, molecular function: mRNA binding. The record is from RefSeq and is a predicted model, not a curated record. The transcript has a single exon. Gene Ontology annotation, cellular component: Ubp3-Bre5 deubiquitination complex; cytosol; ribonucleoprotein complex. The coding region runs from base 1 to 954 and encodes 317 amino acids. Gene Ontology annotation, biological process: protein deubiquitination; ribophagy. NCBI's taxonomy places the organism in Eukaryota, Fungi, Ascomycota, Dipodascomycetes, Dipodascales, Trichomonascaceae.